Exophiala aquamarina CBS 119918 is the source of this 813-nucleotide messenger RNA. RefSeq lists its product as uncharacterized. NCBI's taxonomy places the organism in Eukaryota, Fungi, Ascomycota, Eurotiomycetes, Chaetothyriales, Herpotrichiellaceae. The record is from RefSeq and is a predicted model, not a curated record. Bases 1 to 813 code for a protein of 270 amino acids. The transcript has a single exon. Gene Ontology annotation, cellular component: plasma membrane.
AUGCGCGUCUUCACACAAGCUACUGUUUCUGAUGUAUGCCAAAUCUCGAGGUUUCUCUCCUGUCCUCAGAUCACCUCUCUUAAGUCUUGUCCACCGGUCGAUGUCCUUGUCCUCUGUAUGAAUGCCAUUUUACCAAUCGUGGAAGAGGUCUUUUCAGCGAUUGAAUCCAGACCCAAUUUGACAAAGACCCUGGUUCUGUCUGGGGGUAUUGGUCACUCGACUCCAUAUCUCUACGAAGCUAUCCGCAAAAGCAAGUACUCAAGCAUUUUCCCUAAGAUAAUUGGUCUUCCAGAAGCGCAAGUGAUCGUGCACAUGAUCAAAGAUUUCUACCCACGUCUUAGCGAGUUGUUCGAAUCGAACGCUGUUAAUCUUAUCGUUGAAGACAAAUCUACCAAUUGUGGCUCAAAUGCCAUUGAAACAAGGCGCGUGCUUGAGCUUGCGAAUGUUCCUUCACGCUCUUUCAUCAUCGUCCAGGAUCCUACCAUGUCAAUACGUACUGUCGCUUCCUUUAAGCAUGCGUACGCCGAGUCUAUAUUGCCUGUUUUGUUCUCUGGCUGCCCAACCUUCAUACCUAUUCUCGCAAUCGAGGAGUCCAGCCAGAGUGUACUAUUCAGUGUACCAGGUAUUAAUUCCUUGGAUCUGUGGGAUGUUCCCCGUUUUCUUGAUCUUCUCAUGGGCGAGAUCCCGCGUUUAAGAGAUGAUAAAAAUGGCUACGGCCCCAACGGGAAGAACUUCAUUUCACACGUGGACAUUCCGGACCAAGUGGAAGGUGCUUGGUCGAGAUUGAAGGAUGUCCUGAGUACAUCCAGGUAA